Peniophora sp. CBMAI 1063 is the source of this 852-nucleotide messenger RNA. Lineage: Eukaryota; Fungi; Basidiomycota; Agaricomycetes; Russulales; Peniophoraceae. The record is from the annotation of a GenBank genome assembly.
AUGCGCACCUCGUCUCGUAAACGCACGCACUCGUCCGACGACACAAACUCGGACGAUGACGCGCCUUCUACUCCCGCACAAGUACAGCGCUACCCGCGCUCGGCGACUACGACGCCCCCGCUGCCGAGCACACAUGCCCGCAAACGCUUUCGGGCCAGCGGUCUAGAGGGCACUCUAGCGAAACUGUCGCUUACGCCGCCACAACCCCCCGCGCCGAGGUUGUACCCGCAUAAUAUACCGGACAUCGACCGGUCGCAGUCGUCUUCUUAUGGCGACGAUCUAGAAAUGGCCGUAGAAGACGUGCCACAGGCGCAACAUCCGCCGAGUACACAUUCGUUCGCAGCGCCUUUGCCUCCUGAAGGCGCCUACGAAAGCCAGGGCGAGGGCGAGAUGUUGAGAAACGGUUCGGUCGAAGAAUACGAACCCGUACCCGAAAUCCGUAUGCACGCCACGUCGUGGUACGAGCCCACACCAGACCGAAUCAUCGUGACGGACCUCGACGGCUCGGACGCGGACGACGAGCGCGAGGCGGAGUCCGAGCCGGUUGUACUGCCUUCUGCGCUGGAGAUGUUGCAGAAAAGAAUUGGGGCGCCGGUGUUGCCGCGCGUGAGCGGGGAGGACGAGGCGAGGAGGCUGGCGCUUGUGCCGUUUAGGCCGCCGGUGUUUGGCGCGCUGCCGGGGUUGGGGUUUGAGGAUCAGGCGCCGGUGGUGAGGGGGGUUGUUGAGGAGGAAGAUGAUGAUGGGGAUGUUGUUGGGGGCAGGAGAGGGACGGGGGAGGUGGAGGUGGAUGGAGGGGCGUUGGCGGAUGAGGAGGAUGGGAUGGAUGUUGAGCCUAUGGAUGUCGAGUUGUGA